AUGAAUAAUUAUCCCAUUUCGGAUUUUAUCGUUUCUGAUCCCGAUACUCAUUUGAAUCAGAACUUGCCGAAUGCUCCACUGAGUAACCAGCCGGUGUCUGCUUUGUCAUUGCAGCCAUGGCACCCUUUGGAAAAACUUUUAGAACUUUUAGACAAAUUCGAAAAAAAAAUACUGUAUGAUCACCCAUCUACUCGUGCCUAUUGUUCUAUCCUAAUGAUGAGCACUGCUGUGAAAUGGGUUGAUUAUGACCCUGAUGAAACUUACGACCUAACAACAGCAUUCCCCAAACUUCAGCUACCUUUGCGUAUGAACAACCAAGACCAUAUCAAGAUCACUGUUUGCUCGUUGUGCAAAACAGUAAAAAACUGUCAUUUCCCACCUGUAUUAGCAGCAAUACCUGAAGAAAUCAACAUGGUUCCAAUGGUGCUUCAUCAGACUAUCAAAGAAUAA
Molecule: messenger RNA, 450 nt
Organism: Entrophospora sp. SA101
Lineage: Eukaryota; Fungi; Glomeromycota; Glomeromycetes; Entrophosporales; Entrophosporaceae
Source: the annotation of a GenBank genome assembly